Messenger RNA from Schistocerca piceifrons (Central American locust), 1099 nucleotides. RefSeq lists its product as uncharacterized. Gene Ontology annotation, molecular function: protein binding. The transcript has 10 exons. Bases 2 to 1099 code for a protein of 365 amino acids. The record is from RefSeq and is a predicted model, not a curated record. NCBI's taxonomy places the organism in Eukaryota, Metazoa, Arthropoda, Insecta, Orthoptera, Acrididae.
UAUGGUGACCAGUGCAAAGGUAUGUCAUGCAUCGCCUCGGAAAAAUGGUGGAAGUUGGAAAGAUGUAUAUGACUGUCAUGAUGCCAAUGAGAAAGAUGUUUUCAGAAGAUUGGAAGGUGAUUGCUUAACUACCACAUUCAUUGAGCACCCAGUUACAUGUAUGGACCUAAACCUAAAGGAAGAUCUCUUUUACUGUGGACACGUCAAUGGCUAUAUAAGCAUAUUCAGUUUCCUUACAAAAAAGCUAAUUGUGACUGUCAGAGCUCAUAAUGAUUGUGUGAAUGUUCUCUUUGUGAAGUAUCCCAUUUUAGUAAGUGGUGGAUCUGAUGGUGCAGUUCGUUUAUGGAAUAGCAAAGAGCCAAAAUCUCAGUGCCUCAUUGAAAUAAAGAAUGUCAGUGAAGUUGGUGAUUUAUGCAUGUCUGAGUACCAUAUAUUCACUGGUGAUCAGAGCGGUUAUGUCUGUGCCUGGAAUAUAAUUACAGGCCAAAAGGAACAAGAGUUAACACUUGGUGGUAUACCUAGUCCAAUACUCAGCAUCCACAGUAAAAAGAACAGUAACAAUGUUCAGGUGACUGCAAAUACAGCACAUGCUGUGUACAGCAUUCAACUGGACCUCUGGGAUGUGAAAAACAAACCACUAUUUGGCCCUCCACACAAAAAGUGCUGUGCCAGUUUUAUGGCUCCUGGAGAAAAACAAAGAGAACCAUUGGGAAUAUCAUCUAGUGCAUACAAGAAAAUCACACUCAUGAAACGUUGUUGUGUACAUAAAACUUUAAGAGACCAGUUACAUAAAGACGCAUUUUACAAGUCUAUUCUUGCAUUUGUUGUCAAUGAGGUACCUUCGUCCUUUGCAAUGCCAGCUGUAUCUCUGAAACCAUUCAAGAGACUUGUUAACUUCAGUGAUACUACAUUUCGUUUUGAUGAAAUGUACCGCAGACAUUUCCCUUUAGUAACCCUUGAUUCAAGUCUACCAUCUGGAAGUUCUAUCAUAUUUACCUGCAAGUCACAUAAGCUAGGCAUCCUUGUUAUAUGCAUACAAGAUUCUAUGGUGACUAUUCAGAUAGCCGAAAGCAUUCCUUUAUCUGAUAAUAUAUUCUAA